AUGAAGGCUGAUCUCAAGCUACAAUAUGACACCACCAAAUGUGGGCUGGAGGGGGUGUGCACACUCGGGGUGCCAGCCGGCUCCGGCCACCGUGGCUCUCCUCCUUCUGGCAGGCGACAACCACAGAGGUCGGAGGUGAGUGGGCUCCAGGCAGGUGACAUGUGUGGCCAGGAGCCCUUUUUUCACAGGCACUCAGAGUUCCGGCUCAGCCUUACCUUAGAAGGUGGAGCCCGCAUGUCUUGGCAUGUAUUGUCUGUUUGCUGUGCUUCUUUGUUGCACAUGGGGAAAGAACUUGGGCUAUGCCCUGCAUCAGCUGCUUCUUGCCCUCUGUGGUGUGGAAGCAGGGCCCUCGGCGUGAGAACUGGGGCUCCUCUUCUCCCCCUGUGGGCAGGCAGAUUCUUAGGGAGCAGCAGAUAG
Molecule: messenger RNA, 417 nt
Organism: Rangifer tarandus platyrhynchus (Svalbard reindeer)
Lineage: Eukaryota; Metazoa; Chordata; Mammalia; Artiodactyla; Cervidae
Source: the annotation of a GenBank genome assembly